Molecule: messenger RNA, 3763 nt
Organism: Antechinus flavipes (yellow-footed antechinus)
Lineage: Eukaryota; Metazoa; Chordata; Mammalia; Dasyuromorphia; Dasyuridae
Product: gamma-aminobutyric acid receptor subunit gamma-4-like
Exons: 8
Coding region: 231-1796 (521 amino acids)
Biological process (GO): synaptic transmission, GABAergic; signal transduction; nervous system process
Cellular component (GO): neuron projection; GABA-A receptor complex; postsynapse
Molecular function (GO): GABA-gated chloride ion channel activity; benzodiazepine receptor activity; inhibitory extracellular ligand-gated monoatomic ion channel activity
Source: RefSeq, a predicted model, not a curated record
UCUUUCUUGAUCCUAGCUCUGACAGUGCCGAGGAGUAUGACUAUGACUACCUUGGUGUCAACAAGACUUGGGUCCUGACUCCUAGGGCCCAAGAGACUGAUGCCACCCAGAUCUUGAAUACCCUUCUGAAGGACUAUGACAGCAAGCUGAGGCCUGACAUUGGAAUCAAGCCUACGAACAUUGAUGUCGAUAUCUACGUGAACAGCAUUGGGCCCGUUUCUGUCAUCCAGAUGGAAUACACCAUUGACAUCUUCUUUGCCCAGAGCUGGUAUGACCGCCGCCUCCGCUUCAACAGCACCUUAAAAGGCCUAACUCUAAACAGCAACAUGGUAAGCCGCAUCUGGAUCCCCGACACCUUUUUCCGGAACUCUAAGAGGGCCGACUCGCACUGGAUCACCACACCCAAUCAGCUGCUGCGCAUCUGGAACGACGGGAAGGUUCUCUACACCCUUAGGCUGACCAUAGAGGCUGAAUGUCUCCUCCAGCUCCAGAACUUCCCAAUGGACACUCAUUCCUGCCCUCUCAUCUUCUCUAGCUAUGGUUAUCCAGCCGAAGAGAUCGUUUACCGUUGGAGACGCUACUCCAUUGAAGUGUCUGACCAACGCUCCUGGAGGCUCUACCAGUUUGACUUUACUGGACUGCGCAACACAUCUGAAGUCCUUCGGACUGGUGCUGGAGAUUACAUGGUCAUGACGGUUUCUUUUGACCUAAGCCGGCGGAUGGGCUACUUUGCCAUUCAGACCUACAUCCCUUGCAUUUUGACUGUGGUGCUCUCCUGGGUUUCCUUUUGGAUCAAGAGAGACUCCACUCCGGCUAGGACAUCUUUGGGGAUCACCACUGUGCUCACCAUGACCACCCUGAGCACUAUUUCUCGCAAGCACCUCCCUCGCGUCUCCUACGUCACCGCCAUGGACCUCUUUGUCUCCGUGUGCUUCAUCUUUGUCUUCGCCGCCCUGAUAGAGUACGCCACCCUCAACUAUUUGGUGGGGAACAGGAGGCUGCUGGCGGGCGGCAACACCCGAAGAUCCAGACCCCGUCCUGCCAGCACCUUGGCCAGUGCCAGUGCCAUUGCCAGUGCCCGGGCCAGCCCCAGGGCCAGCCCCCUUGCCGGCGCCAGUCUUAGUGCCACUCUUGGUACCAAUCUCGGUGCCACCUCUGGCCCUACUCUUUGUGCCAGUGCUGGUGCCAGUCUUGGUGCCAAUGCCACUUUCGGUACUGGUCCUGGAGCCACUUUCAGUGCCGGUCCUGCCGCCACCUUUGGCGCUGGUCCCGGAACCGCCUUUGGUGCCGGUCCCGCAGCCGCCUUCGGCGCCGGUCCCGGAGCCGCUUUUGGCGCCGGUCCCGCCGCCACUUUUGGCUCCGGUCCCGCCGCCUCUUUUGGCACCGGUCCUGGGGCCGCCUUUGGUGCCGGUGCCACUUUUGGUGCUAGUCCUGGCGCCGCUUUCGGUGCUAGUCCUAGCCCCACUUUUGGUGCCAGUACUGGUGCUAGUGUCACCGGCAUGCCCGCCUUCACUGCCAUCACCAUCACCAGCAGCAUGCCCUGGGUCCCAGAUCGAGGAGAGGAAGAAGAGGAUGAUGACGAUGAGGAAGAGGAAGAACAAGAGGAGAACACCUGCUGCCCAGGCAAGGAGUGCCAGCAGUUCUUCUGCUGCAUUGAAGAUUGCCAGAGGGGUACCUGGAGGGAAGGCCGUGUCCGUAUCCACAUCUCCCGCCUGGAUACCUACUCUCGCGUCUUCUUCCCCACUGCGUUCCUGCUGUUCAACAUCGUGUACUGGAUCGCCUAUCUGUAUCUCUAAAUGCCCUGUCUCCAUGGGGAGAGGCUGCCGAUGAUGAUCCAGAGGGGCCUCCCAAUCGUGGCUAAGGGGGAAAGAAGCAGCUGGAAAUGUUGUCGUCUUGUAUAUUUUUUGCUAUUCCCCAGCUAACCCUUCCUAGAUCUUGCUUUUGCUCGAUCUCGACUGCCUCCUCGUCCCCUGGGGUGGCCCAGACACCUCCUGAGAAGGCUCCUUGGGCCCUUUUCCCUCUCUUGUCAUUUCUUGAUCUCGGUUGAUAGAACCUGGGUUGAUAAGUCCCUGGUGUCUCAUGUGAUUUGGAAUAAGGACUUGGAUUUGAAUUCUAGUUCACUUACUACCUGGAUGACCUUGGACAAGUAAUUGCCUCACUUCUCUCUUCUGUGAAAUUAGGGAUCGGGAUCAGAUGGCCUUUGAUGUUCGGGAUCUGGCAAAUGAAGGUCUUGGUCUAGGGCGGUGGACCACAGAUUUUGAGAUAGAGAGCAGAAACCUCAGAGGCCAUGUUGUCCAAUCCCCUCAUUCUACAAAGGGGAAAAUGAGGUCCCAAAGAGGAGAACGGUCUGCCCAAAGUUACCCAAGUAGUAAGCUACUUACUUACUUCUUCAGACUUUAGUCCUCCACCUCCAAACCCAUCACUGUCCCCACUGCCCCAUGAUGUCCCUGGGUGAGCCCCAAAGUCCCUUCCUGCUCAGUCUAGACCAGAAGUCCUGAAACUUUUUAAAUAAGGGGCCAGUUCACCGUCCCACAGACUGUUGGAGGGCCGGACUAUAGUAAAAACAAAAACUUGGUUUUGUGGGCCUUUAAAUAAAGAAACUUCCUAGCUCUGGGGGAGAGGGAUAAUCGUCCUCAGCUGCCGCAUCUGGCCCGCGGGCCGUAGUUUGAGGACCCCUGGUCUAGAGUCUUGAGGUCACAAGUAAUCAGAAGCAGAGAGGAGCCCAGAGAAGGGCCUCCUGAGAAUUCAGGAACAAGAAGCCAGGAGAAGCUGCACUUGCAACUGUUUUGGGCUGAGCACACCAUUUUACUUCUGAGGUCAAAAGACAAGAAGGUGCAGGGUCAUUGACAUGUCACUGAGGCAGGCCACUGGGCGCUUUGCUCUUGGCACUGCCUGGGAUCCACCGAGGGACUUUCAGCUGAAGGGUUCUCACCUACCACUUUCCAAAAUAAUCAUCUAUUCCCUCACUAUGUUCCUAAAACAAACCAUGCACUCUAGUCUUGAGGAUUUGAGGUUCUCAGAGCCCAGCUCCCCACAGUUCUCCUCAGAAUCAGAUGAUUCAGAUGGUGAACACCUCAGGUCCUUUCCAAUCAUGAAGCUCAUCCGGCUAUCCCAUUUGAGCUCCUUUGAGCAUCUCCCUCUGAGGGAGGCAGGGUAGGGAUCAUUCUCCUAUUUUCGAGACAAGGAGACUGAAGCCAGAUGAAAGGAAGCCCCAUAGUUGAGGUGAUGGCUCGUGAGGUCAGGGGCACCGUGGGGCAUGCAGACACCUAGAACAUUUGCAAUGCCUCAGCGUGGUGUAGAUACCACAGCGGCCCGCCUUCUGAGACAGGCAACAGGGCCAGGUGUCUGGAGAGUUCAGAGUCCGGUCGGCAGUCACUUCAGCUUCUGGAUUGGGGCCGCGAAGUAAGCACCAACCUGCCCGAGUAGCACGAUGAGAUGCCCAUUUCAGCACCGACCAGGGCACAACCCAAGUCCAACCCUUGUAUAGUGCCUCUGCCGAGACAGAGUGACACGCCACACCCCGUCACAUUUUGCAAGGGUCCCAAUCGAAGCUUUGUGUCCGACAGAGUCACCCAAACAGCCUCCUCUGGCUCCGGGCCCCCCAGCAGUGACCUUGGAUGAUCCCUACCGCUUUAAGCUGUGAAAGAAAUGUGUUGGUGUAUUUAUGUUGUUGUCAUGGGGUGGGGGGUGGGGGGUGGGCAAACAAACCAGUCUGCUUUCUUACAACUAAAUGUCAGGGCAAAAUAUUAAAUGUGUUAUUGAA